AUAAACUUCUUCAUUAAGUACCAGUCAGCAUGUUCAAGGAUAGGAUCGUCUUGUGUUUAUUUGGAUUGGCGUGGAUACAGCCGUUCACUGCGUCCCUGCACACAGAACAUAUCAGGGUAAAAACUGACCAUGUGUUACAGGUAAUUGGUGAUAUGUUUGUUGGCGUCACCAUCGACAGCGGUCAACUGAAGUACAAUCUGAAGUAUCACAACGUCAGCUCUCCCAAACUUGUGACUCUUGGAAAAGCUUUAGCACCUGGGUAUCUGAGAGUCGGAGGCACAUCAGGGGACUUCAUGGUGUUUGACCCGACUCACAACAUAGCUACUGGCCAACAGUUUCAACUCCAAGCAAACACCUGGGAUGAUUUCAACAAGUUUGUUCACAAGACUGGGCUGAAAUUAGUGCUUGGCCUCAACCUAAUGAUCCGCGAUGAAACAAAGUGGAACCCAUCAAACGCUAAGCAGUUGCUUAAAUAUUCCUCUGACAAAGGAUACACUUUUGCAGGGAUUGAACUGGGAAAUGAACCGAACUUGUUAUACCGACAUUGGAAUACUACUGUCAGUGAUGUUCAGUUGGGAAGCGACUACAAGGAGCUGAAACAAGUUCUCCAAGGAACGGCCUAUAAGUCCAGUCUCAUCCUUGGACCUGAUAUAGCCGGUUAUAAAGACACGUUUAUUAAAAACUUCCUGUCCCAUUGGGGAGCCAGUGUCAUAGACGUCUUGACCAUUCAUCAUUACUACUUUAAUGGACAAACCGCCAAGCUGGAAGACUUUUCUAAGUAUUCUACAAUGGAUCAUCUUAUAUCUGAACUACAGACAGUGAUGAGUACGGUCCGAAGCCAUCAUGGUCUGGUGGCGUGGCUAGGGGAGACCUCGUCCGGCUAUGGGGGAGGCACUCCUGGCAUAGGUGAUAGAUAUGUGGCAGGCAAUCUGUGGCUUGAUAAACCAGGUGCAUCAGCAAAAUAUGGCCUAAAAGGGGUCCUGCGCCAGUCACUCUUCGGAGGGCACCAUUCACUUCUUGACAGAAACAACGACCCCAAUCCUGACUACUGGUUGACGCUUCUUUACAAGAGACUUGUUGGUAACAAAGUGUUUGAUGUUCCGUCUUCAUCUAACAACCUCCGACUGUAUGCCCACUGUACGAAGCUUACCGACGUGUACAACUACAAGCCUGGCAGUAUCACAGUGUAUGCCCUUAACCUAAAUAGUGACCCCGUAAUUCUAAGCAUAUCGGAUCUGAACACCAAAGACGUGGACAUAUUCUGGCUGACACCAGAGGGGGGCGAUUUGACGUCACAAAAAGUGCAGCUCAAUGGCAAAACACUGCAACUUGUCAACAACCAAAUACCACACAUGACGCCAAAAGCUUUGGGAACAGGGACGAUGACAGCACCUGGAAACUCCUUUGGGUUCAUCGUCAUCCCAAACGCCAACAUAGCUGCAUGCCGUUCACAAAGCCACGGUCCAAUUAUCGGAUAAAUGAACCAGCAGUCUGUUUUCCUAAAUGUUUCAAUAAACGCUAUGAUGUUUGUGUUGUGAGGAUAUAGACGGUAUAUAUAUUGAAAUAUGUUUGACUAAGG
Molecule: messenger RNA, 1579 nt
Organism: Haliotis rufescens (red abalone)
Lineage: Eukaryota; Metazoa; Mollusca; Gastropoda; Lepetellida; Haliotidae
Product: heparanase-like
Exons: 10
Coding region: 30-1478 (482 amino acids)
Cellular component (GO): extracellular matrix; membrane
Molecular function (GO): hydrolase activity, acting on glycosyl bonds
Source: RefSeq, a predicted model, not a curated record